This is a messenger RNA of Phacochoerus africanus (Common warthog), 2591 nucleotides long. It is a transcript of the gene GXYLT2, whose product is annotated as glucoside xylosyltransferase 2. The record is from RefSeq and is a predicted model, not a curated record. Gene Ontology annotation, molecular function: UDP-xylosyltransferase activity. Gene Ontology annotation, biological process: protein O-linked glycosylation via N-acetylgalactosamine. Bases 1 to 1332 code for a protein of 443 amino acids. The transcript is spliced from 7 exons. NCBI's taxonomy places the organism in Eukaryota, Metazoa, Chordata, Mammalia, Artiodactyla, Suidae.
AUGAAGCUCCGCAGCAAGGCGGCGGCGCUGCUCCUGCUCGCGCUGGCAGCGCUGCUGCUCGCGCUGCUGUCCCUGCGCGCCGGCCGCGCCGCACCCCCCGCCCCGCUCGCGCGCCCAGCGUCUGCCCUGCCGCGACGCCCCGUGCCGGCCCCCGCGCGCCUCCCGGGCCUGGGCGCCCUUCCCGGGGCCGGCCAGGGCCCCCGCCGGCGCUCGCCACCGCGUCUACGCCCCCGAGCCGGCCGUCGAGGCGCUGCGAGCCUGAAGAAGUUGGUGAGGAGGCCUGUAGAAUCCAGAAGUUUCCAAGUUGUGCUGCCCCACGAGCUCUGGAUCCACCUGGCUGUGGUGGCCUGUGGCAAUCGGCUGGAGGAGACGCUGGUCAUGCUCAAAUCGGCCGUGCUCUUCAGCCACAGGAAGAUGCAAUUUCAUAUCUUCACAGAAGAAUCUCUGAAGCCAGAGUUUGACAAGCAGCUACGACAGUGGCCUGACUCCUAUACAAAGAAGUUUGAGCACAGAAUCUACCCCAUCACAUUUUCGGUUGGAAACCCUCAGGAAUGGAAGAAAUUAUUCAAGCCCUGUGCUGCCCAGAGACUCUUUCUACCGGUGAUUUUAAAGGAUGUGGACUCCCUUCUUUAUGUGGACACUGACGUUCUCUUUCUGAGACCUGUCGAUGACAUCUGGAAGCUUCUGAGGCAGUUUAAUUCCACGCAGCUUGCAGCCAUGGCCCCUGAGCACGAGAUCCCCAAGAUCGGCUGGUACAGCCGCUUUGCCCGGCACCCUUUCUAUGGCUCUGCGGGAGUAAACUCAGGAGUCAUGCUGAUGAACCUGACUCGGAUAAGAAGUGCACAGUUCAAGAAUAGCAUGAUUCCAACAGGCUUGGCUUGGGAGGACAUGCUGUACCCUCUGUACCAGAAGUACAAGAAUGCCAUCACAUGGGGAGACCAGGACUUGUUAAAUAUUAUUUUUUAUUUCAACCCAGAGUGUCUCUACGUGUUCCCCUGCCAGUGGAACUACCGUCCUGAUCACUGCAUGUACGGGAGCAACUGCAGAGAGGCUGAGCAGGAAGGUGUGUCCGUCCUGCAUGGUAACCGAGGCGUCUACCAUGAUGAGAAGCAGCCGACUUUCAAAGCACUCUAUGAAGCAAUCCGGGAUUUUCCUUUUCAAGACAAUCUCUUUCAAUCCAUGUAUUACCCUCUUCAGCUGAAGUUUUUGGAGACUGUGCACACUUUGUGUGGACGAAUCCCACAAGUUUUUCUGAAGCAAAUUGAGAAAACCAUGAAGAGGGCUUAUGAGAAACAUGUCAUCAUCCGUGUGGGCCCCAACCAGAUGCACUGAGUAAUUCACAUUGUUGCAAGGCAAUUAGGCAUCUCACCAAGGAGGAAAUACCUUCAAGCUGCCUGGAUCUCUUUUACCUGAAUAUUUCAUGGUGCUCUAUGAAAGUUAACUUUAAAAAGCCUUGUUAAAUGUUGCUGAAUUAGUUGCCCCUAAAAGGAAAUGUUUUAAUUUUUUUUCUCAAAUGCUAUUUAUCUCUUUCUUUGUCUUUUUUUUUUUUUUAAUGACCUUGUUGCUCUUUAACAUUGUUGCAGCAGGUUGAGCUAGCUGUGAAAAGGAACUCUUGUGAGCCUUCCAGUUUCUAAAUGUCUGACGUAAUGUCAGUGGCAUCUGACGUGGCAUAUUUCAUCCAGCACUCUUUCUGUGCAGUCGGUUCCCCCAACCCUUGCUGUCGUUUUGGGGGUUUGUGUGUGUUACCCCCUUUCCUUGUUAUAAAAGUAAUACAUGAUAGUUGUAAAACAAACACAUUUUUAAAACUUAUAAGGAAUAUAUAGGUCAGUGGACCAGAAUCAAGGUGAGAUUAGUUAUAAUCCUGUUCAACCAGGGGAAAUGAUUGUUUUUUUAGUGUAGUCCCUUUUAGCCUUCUUCUCCCUGCCUCUAUAUUUAUCUGCUGGUUGUCUUCUCCAGCGUAAUAUAUAUCUAAAACAGGUAGCCUAAGUAAACAUCAGUCCCUGUUCUGAGAAUUUUAUGUCAGAGAUAAGAAAUAUAGACAAAAUGAUUGUAUUUACAGCACUUUAUUUAAAAUCUGGGAGGAUCACAUUUUAGUUAAUUGGGCAGUGGUAAAGGAUGAAGCAUAUUGGGGGGGGUGUUUUUUUAAGAAAAAUUUGUUUAGAUUUUCCAAGUCAUAAGAAAUAAUUAGGAGUUCCUGUUGUGGCUCAGUGGUUAACAAACCCAACUAGUAUCCAUGAGAACACAGGUUCGAUCCUUGGCCUUGCUCAGUGGGUUAAGGAUCCAGUGUUGCCAUGGGCUGUGGGGUAGGUUGCAGACUUGGCUUGGAUCUGGUAUUGCUGUGGCUGUGGCAUAGGAAUGCAGCUACAGCUCUGAUUCGACCCCUAGCUUGGGAAUUUCCAUAUGCUGUGAAUGUGGCGCUAAAAAGACAAAAGACAAAAAAAGAAAGAAAAGAAAAGGAAAAAAGAAAUGGCUAUUCAGCCACAGCUUCUGAAAUUCAGUAAUUGUGUUAAACCUAAAGAGGUCUGUUUAGCAAAGAGAUGUGAUAAUGUGAUUUUUUUUUUGUCUUUUUGCUAUUUCUUGGACCGCUCCCA